UUUUGUGGUUCCUGAAAGUUACAGGCUCUAAUAGUCUUAGUGUUUGGAUAUAUGGCAGAAAUGGGUUUCAGAAGCUGGAGAAGAUUCAGGACUCGAAUAGGCAGAGUCGGCAGCUGGAAGAGCUCACUGACAAGAUGCGAGACUGUAAGAGGCUUAUCAAAGAAUUUGAUAGAGAAGUCAAGAAUAUGGAGAGAAUAAAUGACCCAAAUACCAGUAGAAUGCUGAAUGAGAAAAAGCAGUCAAUGAUCAAAGAGUUGAAUUCAUAUGUGGCUCUGAAAAAACAAUAUGCAUCAAACCUUGAAAACAAGAAAAUUGAUCUCUUUGAUAUGCCGGCAGAGGACUUUGGGGAACAAAAUGUCUUGCUAGCCUCGGGUAAGCAAAUAUCUACGUUUUUGUUAACAUGCAAUCUGGCCUUGUAUACUUUUGCACUAAUGGGCUACAAUUCACUAUCAACAUAUUACCCAUCCGCUGAUAUUCUAUGGUUUUACAUAUAGCGCUCACACACAUGCUCGUGCACAUGCACACAUACCCGCACUCACUCAUACUGACAGACUUGCACUCGUACAAAUAUAUAGUGGAUGCCAUAACAUCCUGCAUGGUUGAUGUGGGGAGAAGAAAAUAGACACUUGAGAGGCACCGAUUGAAAUGCAAUGUUUACUUACAUAACAUCCUGCAUGAUUGACCGCACGAUAUACUAUAAACAACUAAAAUAUAAGGAUCCUAGGAUCCUCACAAAGAAAAUCCGGAGAAAAUCCUCAUCCUCUAAUCUUAAUGCUAAUGCAAAUUCAAAUCUUUUGCACCCAAAGCUCUUUGUGACUUUUUUGUGGUCUAUGUCGGGAUUUGGCACUUGUCAACUGCUAACUCUACACUUAAACGCUCUUUUAACUCACUUAAAACCACACAAGGAAAAGAAAAAAUAAAACCAACCCAUGGGACACUGUCAAGCACGGGCAGUGGUCAUGUCAAUAAUUUCAUGUUUGACAUAUUUCCCUACGUUUGGUUUUGAAGAAAUGCAUAUACACCAACCAACCUACAUUUUGACAUCUUCCCAUCAUCAACCCAAAAAAUAAGUAAAGAAACCCAUGUCCAUAUUCCAUAUGCAAAAUAUUGCAUUAAGGGAGUGAAUCCACACUUUUUGUGAGCAUGGAGGGUCAGAUAAGAAUGUAAGGGCCUGUUUGGUGGGCCAGUUGGAAUAUAUGUUGUGACCAAUUAAAAUGGAUUUGAGUUUACUCUGUUGUUUGUUGUGUCAAACUGUAAGAUGAACUAGAUUAUACAUGAUGAGAUAUGAAUCUAUAAUAGAGUGGGCUAUCUAACUUAUAAUAUUGCAUAGGUUACAAGUCUUGUUUUACAAAGCCUAACCUAUAAUUGAUGCCCAUUCCUGUCUAGCCCACCAAAAGAGCCCAAGAGUAUAAAAAGAAAGUCCUUUUGUGAUUCCCUAAUAUAAGUGGGAUAUAUAUAUUGUAUUUUUCAUGUAAGUUUAUGAAUAUAUAGAUAAAUUUGUGAAAUUUUAUCAUGUCAGUUGCAUUGUGAGGAUAUGUUCAUGACACUUUGUAAUUGCAUGCCUAAUUAACCCUAAUUAGCCCAAUAAAAAAGGUCUUUUGCAAGAUAUCAUUCGAGUUGCAUUGCGAGGAUAAGUUCAUGACAAGAAAAUGGCAUUGUAAUUGCAUGACUUUCAAGUUUAAAAGGGUCUGUUCGGUCCCAACUCAAUCUCCACCCCUCCAAAACCAAAUUGAAUUCCAUGGCUGUCUAUCGAUACCGAACGUUUUUCCCCUCUUCACUGAAGGCACUCCGAGAUGUAAUCAAAACAAAAAAUGAUUUCAUUCCCCUGGAGAGAGAGGUGAGAAGCCUCGAAAAUAAUAACCAAAAUGUUGACUAUGAAAAGCUCGAAGACUUCCACGCGAAGGAGGCAGCUUUUCUAAGAGACUUAGAGGAGCUUCAGAGCCACAGGAGGGUUGUUGUUGAAGAUCUCCAAGAUGCAGAGGCCCUCUGCGACCUUGCCUCUUCUGAGAAGCAUGGUUGGAAAGUGGAGAUUUUAAUAAAUGAUGACAAUUCUGGUAACUUCAAAAGGGAAGUACAUGAUGCGGGCCAGAGGGUGGGGAUAGAGGUCACUCCAGAAAAGAACAAAGUGCUCAAGCAGCAUUAGGUCACUCCAGAGAAGAGAAGGAAGAAUUGCUGAAGGAAAGGAAGAAGUCCUGAAGCAAGGAGCAUUAAGUAAGAGUGCUAUUUUAAAUAUUUUAAUUUAGGCGAACGUGGAGCACGUAAAAACGUUUAUGUUAUUUGCUUUCAUAUAUAUAUGAAUUAAUAUAAAAUAGAGUGGUUUAAUGAAUGGGUUUCGCAAAACAUUGUUCAAACUAAAAGUAGUUUAACAAGCGUGGAACCAUGGCAGCAUGAGCUGCGUGACAAUUCUAAACCAAAGAAAUUAGGAAUGGCACACUGCUCAGCUCCAAUAAAUUGAACAAACAAUCUUAAUUACGUAUUGAGCUAAAGAUAUUUAUCAACUAGGGUGAGGUGAGGGAUCAAAAAUUAUCACACUCUUUUAACAUUAUUUAUAAAUUAAAUGGUUUUGUAAAACGAAACAGAAAAUUACUAACAAAAAAAUAAGAAAACUAUUCUUCUGAACCAAACAAUCAUUUACUUUUUCUAAAAUAAAAAAUUCUUAUUUAGAAGGAUCAAUAAGGCUUUGUUGUUGUAGUUUUUGUUAAAAAGUGAAAGACGGUUGCAGUCCUAAUUCUAUUAAAACUGUGAUUUUUAUAAAUCCUAAUAGAUUAUUAAUCGUAUUACUUGGAAAACAAGGAUAAAUAAUCAUGAGAAUUAUAUGACACGCACAACUCCCGGACCAAUGUAUAUCCUCAUAUCUUCUUCUCCAACAAAUAAAGAUCCUCAAUUCCUACUCCAACCGCCACCCAACAGAGACGGACAUAAUUUGAAUUUGAGAUUUAGAGAUGAAGAAUCUGGCCAGAGUUCUGAAAUUAGCAACACCUGGCAGCAUUGUUUCUUUUCCUGCACUGACAAGGGUGGUUGGUGUCGCUCCUCCUCCGCAAUUCCACCUCGCAACAAGAUUCAUAGCGUCCAAGGUGGCCGACGCCCCCGCUAAGCCUCAGAUUAUGGCUUCCUCCUACUCCUCCUCCUCCUCCUCCUACAGCGACCCAUGCCUCGAUAUCUUUUUCAAGGUGCGACCACCACCAGCAUCUGCCGCCCGUACUUCCCACACUGACACUGCCCUCAUCAACUCUCUCGAGCAACGGUUCCCACUCGCCUGGUCCCACAACCCCCUCACCACCCUCAAGCUUAUCUCCAACCUCUCCACAAAUCACGUCUAUCCGGAAGCCUCGUCCGCGGCCACGUCUUGGCUCCACCGCAACCACCCCAGAACUCUGGCGCAUAACCUUGACUCUUUCGGGGGAUUGUACGCCAUUGUCGAGAUUCUCUACAGCCUUCUCCUUCCGCAGGACCAGCAGGAGACGGAGGUGGAUGAGAUGGAGGAGAAACACCGCCAGAGAUACGACCGCGAUCCGCAUUACAAGUCCUUGCACGACCGCGCUAUGGAUAUUUUUGUGGAGCGGCUCAAGUCCGAUGUUCAAAAGAUGCAGCAGAACAAGCUGGAACUCAAGCCUUCUGAUUAUUUAACUGAUGACGACGAUCAUGACGAGGAUGAUUCUCGGGAACAUGAUUCUGUUAUACGUCCUAUUGAUGCUGAUGCUUUCGCUGAUCUCUACGUCUCCGAGGCCGCAGACUGUUUCCUCACCACAUUCCCCUCCGACGCCCAUGCCAUCCGCGCCAUUGCGCUUCGCGAAAGCACUGCCAGGCGGCUCUUCCCUUUGGUGUCACAAUCGCAACAACCAGAUCAAUCAUCAAAGGAGGAUGAACAGUGGGAGCGGCUGAGGAAGGAGUUCUUGGCGCCCUUGCAGAAGUACUACAAGCGUCAGGGCAGGUUCAACCCGAGACGGUGGGGUGUGGAUAUUAAAUAUUUGGAGCAGGUGAAAGCCUCAGCAUCAACAGCAAGCAAAGGCAAUUUAAGCUGCGUCAUAGAGCCCGAUGCUUUGCUUCCACAUUUUAUCAUACGAUAUUUGAAAGAUGCGAAUGUUGGGGAGGCGGCUGAGCUUCAGUGGAAUGCAUUGCUGCGCAAGCACAAGGAGGGUGGCAAAUUCAGAAACUGCUUCGCUGUAUGUAACAUGAACAGAAUUACGGGCGGGGCUAGGGAAUUGACGGCGAGUUUGGGACUUUUUGUGAGUGAACUGAAUGAAGAGCCGGCCUGGAAAGGAAAGCUGAUCAGUUCCGCUCCUCUUCCGGCUGCUGCCGGGGAUGACCACGCUCUGUUAUUUCGUCUUCCUCAUCUGUAUUCAGUACCCUGCAGCGAUGGCCUAAGGUCCAAAUUAUCUUUUUUGAUGGGAAUGGACGGCCGCCUGGUAGUUCAUUUGCAAAAGGUGUUUGAUUUGAUUCUCCAAGUGAGUGUCAAUGAGAAUUUGAAGCCAGAUCAGAUGAUCCAGAAGCUCUUUAUCUUCAACUACAACAUGGGCUCUGAUUUUUUUGAUGGCGCGGCCUGGGAGACUCAGUACGAGGCCAUAAGGACCAUGUUUAAGGACAAAGGGUAUGGGGAUGAUGCGGUGCCUCACAUUCUGUUUUGGGAUAUUUGGUGCUGGGAAUUGCCUUCAAUCGCUUUGCCUCGUCCAGGGGUGACGCUAUUGCGUGGCUGGUCUAAUAAUUUGGUCAGGUCCUUCUUGGAGAAUGGUGGGGAGAUUGGCCCGCACCAUGUCAUGGAAGCAGCCUUCUCGGACAAACAUUUUCAAGCUCUUGCUGUUGUGGACUGAUUUGCUCACUUGCUCAUCGUGGACUCCGUUGGCAACUUGGCAUUGUCAUUGGGUUGAUGCUCUAUGUUCCGUUCGCAUUCAUCAUCUCUUACUUGACAUAAUUUCCUGAUCUCUCCCUCUUAGUUGUUUCUUUGCUUGCUAGCUACCAGCAUUUUCUGCUCCGAACUUGAAAACUAUUUGGUAUUAUGUAUCUGGGUAUCCCCUAAAUUAUAAUAUAUGGAUGAUUGAGUAUUAUGGAUUCA
Messenger RNA from Malus domestica (apple), 5050 nucleotides. The record is from RefSeq and is a predicted model, not a curated record. Lineage: Eukaryota; Viridiplantae; Streptophyta; Magnoliopsida; Rosales; Rosaceae.